AUGGCACGAGACACGGCAUACAGUCUAAUCAAAUCUCGUUCUAAACCAGUGAUUUUUGUGCACACAUUAGUAUCAAAUCGCUUUACGAGAAAGUACGGAUUCCUUUCCGUAUUUUUGAUGAUAUCUCUCGGAUUGCUUUACUACAGGAGAGUUUUAUUUCAAAAGUACAUCUACCAAACACUUCCACUGUACCAACGAUCUGUGACGCUAGUGUUUGGAAAUGAAAGCAACAUAGAAGUUGAAGAUACAGGUCAGCACGAUCGUUGGCUACCGAUUGGUGAUGUGGAAAAGAAAUUUAAAAUAUACUCAGCUUAUUUUGAUCCACGGCUAGAGGUAGUCGAAUCCUACAGAGUGCCGAAUGGGUUCCUGCCGUUCGGUAGUAUUCGGAUCUUUGCCAUAUUGCCAAUGAAUGUGCGGAAAAUAGAUGUAUUUUGCAACUUUAGAUCAGAUAACAACUAUGUGGCGCAGCACCAGGCGGACCAGGUGGAAGCAGUACACGAACAUUGGAAUAUGCAAUUUGCGGCUACAUAUGUGAUAUGUAAGCUUGCUGGAAAUGUUACCAAACGUGAGGCUCGCUUGCCGGAUGAAGUGGCUCUAAGCUAUCUCGGUGAACCCAGCAUGCAGGAAGCAACCAACUUUGUUCGUAUAAAGUACCCAAGAAAGGACAGGCUCUUCCGAUCUGCUCCCUCUCGUUCGCUAGCCGUUUGCGUUGGCCCGUUGCAUCACGACUUUGCGUACGCGCUUCGAAUGGUGGAGUUUUUCGAAUACUACCAAAUGAAUGGAGCAGAACGGUUCUACGUGUAUAACAAAUCGGCCACGCCGGAAGUGGACACGGUAUUACGAUAUUAUCAAGCAACUGGACUGGUGCAGGUGUUAGAUUGGCACUUUGAGGGGUACAAAUUCGAGAAUGAGUUGCGGUACGAGGGCAUAUUUGUGGCACUGAACGAAUGUUUCUAUCGUGCUACGGUAGCUGGUGGAUUUCGGUACACGGCGAUUGUCGAUUUCGACGAGUUAUUAUUUCCGGCCGGUGAUAAGGAGACUCUGCUGGAGUAUCUGCUAGCGAAAGACAGAUAUGAUGUGCACUCAUUCAACUUCCAAGGGGUGUUUUUCUACGAUAUCUAUGCACCUGAUUUCUCGCACGUACCGCCAUGGGCAAACAACACCUACCUCUACACACAGGUCCGUAAUGUGCGGACGAAAAAUCCUCUUCUGCAUCACAAUCGCAGCAAAUAUGUAAUGAAAGGUCGAAACGUGUUUGAAGCCGGGAAUCAUUUUGUGUGGAAAGCGGUUAGAGAUACGUACGAAUAUGAAGUGCCGGAAAACGAGGGACUGUUAAUGCAUUAUCGCGAUGGCAGCCUUGGUUAUGAUUAUGAAAACGUUAUACUGGACCCUCGUAUACAAGAGGGUUUUGGUAAACAGAUGUGGCAAGUGGUGAACGAAAAGUGUGCUGCAAUAUUCCCUACGACAGGUGUCUGUCCACUUGGAGCGAAUUAUAACCGUACUGAACCAUCGUAG
This is a messenger RNA of Anopheles marshallii, 1515 nucleotides long. RefSeq lists its product as uncharacterized. The transcript has 7 exons. The coding region runs from base 1 to 1515 and encodes 504 amino acids. The record is from RefSeq and is a predicted model, not a curated record. Lineage: Eukaryota; Metazoa; Arthropoda; Insecta; Diptera; Culicidae.